Thalassophryne amazonica is the source of this 1569-nucleotide messenger RNA. RefSeq names its product zinc finger protein 436-like. The transcript is spliced from 2 exons. The record is from RefSeq and is a predicted model, not a curated record. Gene Ontology annotation, cellular component: nucleus. NCBI's taxonomy places the organism in Eukaryota, Metazoa, Chordata, Actinopteri, Batrachoidiformes, Batrachoididae. The coding region runs from base 130 to 1089 and encodes 319 amino acids.
GCCUCUGUUUCCGGCCCUUAGCUUAGCUUGCUAGCUGUGAGCAGCAGCGUUCGUGUCUGUGACUCUUUGGUUCUUUUGUUGUUUUGUGACGGAGUUUGUUUUAGAAAAAGUUGGUGUCGUUGUGUGAAAAUGUCUAAAGUCCAAAUGCUGAGAGCGUUGGUGAAGCAGCGACUAACUGCGGCUGCUGAAGAGAUAUUUGGGCUGUUUGAAAGAACCAUAGCAGAGUACGAGGAGGAACUUUGUCGUUCCAAAGAGGAGAACCACCGACAGCGACACCUGCUGGACGCCGUCUUUAACCCUGAAGAUGUGCAGCAGGUGGUUGUGAAAGAAACUGACCAGGUGGACUGGAGCUCCAGGCUGGACCCGGAUGAACCCCAGAGCACACACAUCAAGAAGGAACCUGGUCCACUCCAGAUCAGGACGGGUGGGGAUCUGCUACGCGGUCUGGAGGAGGUUGAUUUCACCAACUUCACAUUAUCUCAUGUCCCUGUAAAGAGUGAAGAGGAUGAAGACAAACUUCAUCCCUUGCAGCUCCCUCAAAGCCAAACUGAAGCAAACGGGGAGGCAGAGCCUCGAGACAGCAGUUCAGCUGAACACAAGAAAGAUGACAGUGGAAACCCCGAACCAAAUGCAGACUUGGAUGCUAAUGGUCAUUUGCAACAAGUUACUAAUAUCAUACUGUUUGACUUUUCUGACCCGGAGAUGGAACACAGCGUUGAUUUGAAAAAUGUCAGUGAACCGCAGUCAGCUUUCAACUCCCAGAAACAUGAAGUGUCUGUCAGUGACCAGCAUAGUCCUGCUGGGGAGAAACCAUUUCGCUGCUCUCACUGCAGUAAAAGAUUUGGCCUAAAGGGCAGUCUGAGUGCACACAUGAUUACUCAUACAGGAGAGAAACCAUUUAGCUGCUCUGAGUGUGGGAAAAAAUUUGGCCGCAAGUGUCAUCUGAAGCACCACAUGGUUUGUCACAGUGACCAAAAACCAUUUCGCUGCUCAGAGUGCAGCAAAAUGUUCAGAUUCAAAAGCAACAUGAAGAGACACAUGAAGACCCACGCAGAAGAAAAACCAGUACGAUGGCCAGUUUGUAGGUAAAGACAUCAUCAUGAAUCAAUCACACUGCUGUGUUACUCAGAAUCACCUUUGUCAUUGCACAGCAAAUCAGCACAACAAAUAUUUGCUUGUGCAUCCUCGAAAACAAUGCCCACCCUCACACAUACGAGGGUACGCUGAAAAGGCUCACUAUAAUGCAGUUAAUGCAUUACUCCUUCAUGGGGAGCCUUAGAACUUUUCAGCCUACCCUCGUACUUCAAUAAAUGUUAAGAACAUCAGGAGAUUGGGGGGUGGGGGGUGAGGCGAGCUCAGAGAACUGUAAUUUGCACCAUUCCAGUUAGACAUUUAUCUCACUAAUCCCACACUGUCUUUGUCCCAUAUUGCACGUCCCAUGCCACGCAAUAAUCAUGCUGUCUAAUCAGCAUCUUGAUCUGCCACACCUGACGGGGGGCAUGGAUUAUCUCAGCAAAGGAGAAGUGCCCACUAACACAGAUUUAGACAAAUUUGUGAACAAUAUUUGAG